This is a messenger RNA of Trichomonas vaginalis G3, 2001 nucleotides long. RefSeq names its product zinc ion binding. NCBI's taxonomy places the organism in Eukaryota, Parabasalia, Trichomonadida, Trichomonadidae. The transcript has a single exon. Bases 1 to 2001 code for a protein of 666 amino acids. Gene Ontology annotation, molecular function: zinc ion binding. The record is from RefSeq and is a predicted model, not a curated record.
AUGACAUCUACCCUUCCACCGAUAGAUAUAACGAGCGAAGAGUAUGGCUAUUCUGAGUAUCUUCUUCAGCUCCAGCUUAACGCUCCACAUCUCCAAAUUUCAGAGUGUUAUGAUCUCUCAACAAAGCAAAUCACAGCCGCCUUCAAGAAUUUCUGCAGUCAUCUUACACCAGUCAAUGUAGUUGAUGUUUUUGUCCCAGCAGCAUCACUUGGACAGCCAAUUACAGACAUUGCAUCACAUGGACUUCGUAUUAAUCAAAAGAACGGCUUCCGCUUCCAAGCAGGUGCUGUUCCUAUCGAUGGCUCCGAAGAAACAUACGAGCUUGUCCACAUGGUCGUUGCUCUUGGUAACGUUUAUUACAAUCAGAAGCCUGGCGCCUCAAUUACAGAGGCAGCAUUCUCCGAAGUCGAGCCAACAUCAUCCACACUUCCAAUUGGAUAUCAUUCUAUUCGCGUUUCGAACAAGAACGAGUUUGUUGUUUUCAAUCCAAGCCAAAUCAACACACUCCGCCUUAUUCGUCUGAAGGGCAAGGAAAACGUUACACACGACGCCACAGUCAAGCAUAUUUGCCACAAUUGCGGCCAGCCAAACGCCACAAUUUGGUGCGACAACGAUUCAUGCAAACUCUGCGAGAAAUGCGAUGCCUCACAGCACAAGACGAAGCUUACAUCAGGCCAUACACGCCACCCACUCGCUGAAGCCUUAAUCAACGUCCAGAGAUGUCCAGUCCAUCCAGACACAUUUAUCCAGUAUUACUGCACGAAAUGCCAUCUCCCAGUCUGCCUCCAGUGCAAGGUAAGAGGAAACCACUCCAAAGGCGAAUUCGCAAAGCAUCAUCUCAUAGAUCUCAAGGAAGCUUACGAUAACGCUGUUUCCGCUGCAAUUAAGCCAAAUCAGGCAUUCAUCACUCGCGAGAAAUUAAUCAAUCAGCAGCUAAACGCCGCCAACGAAAAACUCAAGGAAAUCCAACAAGUACAGAUCAAUGUCGAAGCCGAAAUUACACGUAUCGCUGCCAAGGCCAUUGAAGAUGCCCGCCAGCAGUCUUCUGCCCGCGCACAGCAAGUCAAGGCCAUAAGAAGCGAAUUAAUCAGGAAAUUGGCCGAUCUCCAGACACAUAAGGACUUGUUGGCCGCACAGCAGAAGAACAAUGAGCCUCUUUCUUUCGUCCAGGCAUCCCAUUUCUCAGAUCUCUUUACAGAAUCCCAUAUCAACAACGACGACCUUCCAUUAUCAGCAUCAGAGGUCGACGCCGAUCUCACAGUUUAUGGCCGCAUCGAAGUUUCUCCUCCAAGGCCAGCAGUUCAACCAAAAUCCCGCGGAAUUACUCCAUCUCAAGAUAACGACGUCAGCCAGACAACAGAGACACAGCUCGAAGCCCAGGAUCCACAUAUUACUACACUUACUCGCAUGGCCAAGCGUAAGGAAGGCAAAUACCAGGAAUCCGGCCAAUCUCUCUCUUUCCUUCCAUUCGAAGGCUCUGCUAUCAUCACAAACCCAGAGCUCCAGCGCCGUCUCUACCUCUGCUUCCCAUUCAAGGGCCAACCAGUCACUCAUCGCAUGUAUUACUCAGAAACAGACGGCAGAACAGUCACAAAGAUCCACAAACUCAUCGACAACCACGGCAUUACAUGCAUUGUUGUCAAGAGCGGCGAAAACAUCUUUGGUGGCUUCGCAGCUUCGAAAUGGAACACAGAAGGAAAGCCAUUUGGCAAGGGAUCGUCCUCAUUCCUCUUCCAGUUGAACAAGGACGCGUUCAUUCCUAACCACGGACAGACAGAAGAACCAGUUACUUUAUUCGCUACAGAAGAUACUUUGACAUUCGGUAAAUACGAUCUCGCUCUUAACGGAAACCUCGAAAAAUGCUCUUCUAUCAUCGAAAACAGCUACGGUGUAGGAUUCCAGUACAAUUCUAACAAGGCAAGAACAUUCCUUGCUGGAGCGCCAGAAUUUCGUGCGGAUGCUGUUGAAGUUUGGGGAUUCUUCUCUGGCCAGUCCCUUUAA